GACGGAGGGAGUAUUUAACAUUAUACUAAUAGCGAAAUCUCAAACUGAACAAUAAUUUUGAGACAAGUUAGUAUAAGUAGAGAUAUCCAGGGUUUCGAGUAACUUUUAGAGGACCAAAAUCGAACUCUUCCAAAAAUUCUCAACAUGUCCUCCUCGAGUAUCCGACCCGGUAAAUCUCUCUUGCCUCCGACGUCCACCCUCAAUUUCCGCCAAGCGGUUGUUUGUAAUGCUUACUCUUCUUCUACUAACAAGUUUGGGAAGCCGGCAGCUCCGUCGUCGUUUUAUGAGGUCUUGGGCAUUUCGGUGGGGGCGACAAAUAAGGAAAUUAAGGCGGCGUACGGGAGAUUGGUUAAGGUUUGCCAUCCUCAUGUGGCGGCCAAGAAGAGUUUAUGA
Molecule: messenger RNA, 393 nt
Organism: Oldenlandia corymbosa var. corymbosa
Lineage: Eukaryota; Viridiplantae; Streptophyta; Magnoliopsida; Gentianales; Rubiaceae
Source: the annotation of a GenBank genome assembly